AAGCGCUUUCCAUAAGACUAGGAACAAUUUUAUUUUUUUAAUCAGAAGCAUAAACUUCUGAAUUAAAGAAAAAAUGGGGAUGGAUGUUCUUGCAAAAUUAGCAAAACGUAGCAUGAUUCAACAAUCACAGCGUCGAUUAAUCUACAAUAAUUCAAUUUCUGGGUCUAAAUUUCUUUCGCAUUAUCAACAAUGCAGAGCUUACUCUGCUCGAUCUAUGAACACUGCAGCAACUAAAAUCGCUAAAACCCAUUUUCUUUCUUUUCCGUUUCUUCUUCGUAAAUCAUUUCCAUCUUCAGCUUCAGCUUCAGUUUCUGUGAAAAUUCGGAUGGGGUUCUUGGCGUGGUAUUUGGGGGCUCUUGAGUCUCGUGCGAUCAUCACGAAAUCAAUUUCUUCUGCUGUUAUAUAUGCUGCUGCUGAUGUUACUUCCCAGAUGAUUACGAUGACACCUUCGGAUUCUCUAGAUAUCAUAAGGACUCUGCGAAUGGCUGGGUUUGGAUUGAUCAUCUUAGGAACAGCUCAACAUCUUUGGUUUAACUUUAUGGGGAGAGUAUUACCAAAGAGAGAUGUUGUUUCUACCUUGAAGAAAUUGUUGAUAGGGAAUUUUGCUUAUGGGCCUCUCAUUAAUUCUGCUUUCUUCUCUUUCAAUGCAGCUUUACAAGGUGAGAAUGGAGCGGAAAUCGCUGCAAGAUUGAAACGAGACCUGAUCCCAACAAUGACUAAGGGACUUAUGUACUGGCCAAUGUGUGAUUUCUUGACAUAUAAAGUAAUCCCUGUCCAUUUGCAGCCGUUGAUUAAUAGUUCAUUUUCGUAUGCGUGGACUAUAUAUUUGACGUACGUUGCAAGUUUGAAGAAAGCUGCUGAUUAAUUUGCACGCCGCGCUAUGGAUGUAUCAAUAUUCUGUCAAAAGAUAGAACCAAAAGAAAGUUAAAUCAGUCAGCUGAGAGAUCAACAAUGUCACUACUGCUGAUCAGUCUAGCUUUUCUUACUCCCUGAUGAUUAUAUAAAAAUUAGAUUUUGAGAUUAGUUUGUGUAUUGGUGAAUGAAAGUUCUCUACAUAGCCAAAGCCAAUAUUCUUGUAAAAUGUUGUUGUCGAUCAUUUUAUUGAACAAAAAUGGUGAUGUUCUUCUUCCAUCAAUCAAGAAUUUCAAUUUUU
Messenger RNA from Solanum dulcamara, 1153 nucleotides. RefSeq names its product protein sym-1-like. Lineage: Eukaryota; Viridiplantae; Streptophyta; Magnoliopsida; Solanales; Solanaceae. The record is from RefSeq and is a predicted model, not a curated record. Bases 74 to 865 code for a protein of 263 amino acids. Gene Ontology annotation, cellular component: membrane; cytoplasm. The transcript is spliced from 4 exons.